GCAAAAUCGGAAAUCCGGUAAUCUUAAUGUUGCUGCUGGGACACUAAUGCUGCUGCCAUAACGCUAAUAUAGUUAGCUGCGUGUUCACAUUUUCUAAUUAAUCUAAAAUAUGUGCCAGUUACUACGCAGGAUUUGAGCCAUACCGAUAGUUUGCUACACCUUCUCCACAAAACUGCCUUGGAUCAAUCGUAUUACAAACCAUGAGUUCCAACAACGUUUCCCUGUCAAAAGCUGAAUUGGUGGCAGCCAUCGGCGUGACUGCAGGAGCUACAGCUGCGGGCAUCCUCCUCUUCCAGUACCUCUCCAAGGGGUCAGGGGUCAAGCCCAAGGUCAACCUGGACCUGCAGAAAGACGACCCCAAAGUGGUGCAUGCUUUUGACAUCGAAGAACUCGGGGACAAGGCAGUAUACUGCAGGUGUUGGAGGUCCAAGAAGUUUCCCUACUGCGACGGCGCUCAUGCUAAACAUAACGAGGAGACGGGGGAUAACGUCGGUCCCCUCAUCAUGAAGAGAAAGGAGGCCUGAACAAUCAAUCAUCCAUCCAUCCAUCCAUUUUGAUUCCCAUGACUGCCGCUGCUAACAUACGGACGCCAACAAGUGCUCUUCACUACAGAAAGGAUGGUAGAGGUUGACUCGACACGUGUACACCUGGUAUUUACUCCAAAAUUGGACGGUAACACUCUGUGUUAAUAAGCAAAUAAUCACUUUUUUUUGGUUGUAAUUUAUUGAUUGAUCGAAGCAACACUUAUCACAGGACCAAACGGUUAUAACAUAUUGUUGAAAUUAGUUGUAAUAAUAUCUAGAAUGAUGGUAGAUAAUUUCAGUGUGAUUAUCGAGGAAACAGGGGGCGGUGGAAGUACUGUAAAAUAAAGUGCAAGGCUGGUUGUAUUUAUUUAAUUGAGCUUUGGUCUCUGUACGUUAAGUGAUUUUCAGAAUGCAAAAGACUUGCUUGUAUGUUUGAUCAAUGUCUGCCCUCCAAUUUUUUUUGUUUUUUGUUUUGAUACCAUAGAGAUGUAAAGACAUCACAACGUUGUAUAUGGUCCCAGUAUGGUGUCUGUGAACACACGGGCAGCGCCAUUGAGGCCAUCUCCAUUUUGAAGUAGUUAAUUUUCGUCUUCUACUACUUCUAUGAGUUGGUAAACAAACUGAAAGGGUGUAUACUCCCAUCUGGAGUGUGUUGUUUAAACCCAGGUUGGUGAUUGUACUGCCAUCUGCAGUGAUGGAGUGUUUACUCCUGAGUAUAAUUCAUUGGCUGACUCUUCCUCAUGACUUGGAUGGAAUUAUGUGAUCCUUCCUUUAUCCCAUAGGAAGUCGACUACUUCAAAAUGGUGAAAAUCCUCAAUGGCGCUGCCCAUGCUAAAACAGGCUUUUGGGAUACCAGAGUCCUCUAUCAUUCUCUAUGGUUGAUACUCGGGGAGUUUUUCCUGACCACGGGACCUGAUCAGGGAUAUCUCUGGACCUUUUUAUUGGAAGCCAUGACUAGGUACUUUACACAGUUAUAGUCCAUAAAACCAUAACUAGGGCCCAGAGUUUUUCCAUGGUCAGGUCAUGUGGUUAUGAAAAACGUCUGGUUCUACUGAAGCGUUGUCAAGGAAACGGUGACAUUUGAUUUGAUCGUUUUUGAUUCAACUUGUGAAAUCAAAUUGUGUAAAUGGUGUCAAUUUUCAAUGGAUUUUUUGGGAGAUAAAGGUUCUGCAGGUUUCUUAGUUGGAGAUGAAUCGUCGGGAAGGAUUGCUUCGUUGCCCUAAGUUUGUUAACGGGGAAGCAACAAGUCUAACCUUGUUCUAUACUACAUACCAAGUGGAUUCCUGGGUUGUGUUCAGUAGGCAAGAAACAUUUGUGGAAUGUAGUGAAACGAGGAGGUAGCCGACUCGAACAUGAUAAAUACUUGUUUUUUUUGUUUUUUUUAAAAAGGUUUUGCUACGGUUUACCCUAUGGAUCACAGCCCUGUACUAAACCCGUUUUAGUAGCUGGAUCUGAACUUUUCAUGCAGCACUUCUGCCAAGCAGCUUAUUCGUUCACACCCAAGGAGUGCACAUUUUGUUUUUUUGCCCUAGCAUUGCACAGCUGAAUCAAAUAAUGAAUUUAACAAUCAAGCUUAGAUUAUUUGUAUAAGCUGUGUAUUGCCAGGGCAAAAAAGUAAAUGUGUACCCCUGGGGAGGGGGGGGGGGGCUAAGAAUGUGUAGGUAGUGUCUACUGUCUGUGUGACCUCUGAUUUCCACAAUAUGUCAUUCCAUCCAAAUCCAUCACUUAUUUAUCAAUAAUAAAAAAAAAACAUAUCGAUGUUC
Messenger RNA from Oncorhynchus mykiss (rainbow trout), 2287 nucleotides. Its product is annotated as CDGSH iron-sulfur domain-containing protein 1. Gene Ontology annotation, biological process: regulation of autophagy. The record is from RefSeq and is a predicted model, not a curated record. Gene Ontology annotation, cellular component: intracellular membrane-bounded organelle; mitochondrial outer membrane. Lineage: Eukaryota; Metazoa; Chordata; Actinopteri; Salmoniformes; Salmonidae. Gene Ontology annotation, molecular function: 2 iron, 2 sulfur cluster binding.